UAAAACUGAUCCUAGGGUUUCAAAUCUCAUACCAGUAGGAGCAAAAGCACAAAAGGAGAACUUGGCACUGGUAGCGUAGAGAGAGAGAGAGAGAGAGAGAGAGAGAGAUGAGCCAUAUCGAUGGAGCACUGGGUGAAGAAGAAGAAGAAGAAGAAGCAGAGAACCAGUUCCACAGAUUGGCCGACGACGUCGUUGUCAACAUCUUCGACAAGCUCUCCGACGUCAAAUGCCUCUGCAGAUGCUUCGUUGUCUCCCGGCGAUUCUCUUCCCUCGUCUCCCGCGUCCAAACAGUCUCCGUCAAAAGCUAUGGUACGUGGGAAUUGAAUUACCUUCCGAUAGUAGACUAUGAUUCUCCAGGUCUCGAACAACACUUGAAUCACUUAAUCCACGGAUUGGGCAUCAACUUCCUUGCUAAGUUAACACACGUUCGAGCUCUGCAUAUCGAACUCCCCUCCGAUUUCGGAAGUCAGAAUGAUUCUGUUUUCAAGUGGGCGGCCAAUUUCACCGCAAAACUCGAUGGCGUCAUGAUUCUCUAUGCCGAAUCUCUCUCUAAAAUCAUGGAAUCUGAACAAGAAGAAGAAGAUGAAACUGAUGAACAAGAAGAAGAAGAAGAAGAAACCAAUGAACAAGAAGAAGAAGAUAAAACUGAUAGUCCAUUGCUCGUAAUCAAAAGAAGCGUGAAAGAUGCAGUGUUCCGGCUAGGAAUCUUGUCUUAUGUUGUCGAGCGACACCCAAUGCUUGAGAGCGUUACCAUCACCGAUUCAAAGAACAAGGGAGCGAAGCUCUGUUUGGGUGGUGAAAAGAUUGCGGAGUGCAGGAAUUGGUUGAAUUUUGACAGGGUGAUUCAGCCCGUGAUAGGGGAGUCAUGGAGGAAAAAGUGUAUGAAUAUUGGGACUGUGCCUGUUUUAGAGCUCCCUACGUCUGGGUAUGUGAUGAAAUGGGUGAUCUUUGCGUAUUACAAAUUGUUUGCUGAUGAAGAUUCUGAGGUCGAGACGGCCAUGGUGAAUGCGUUUGCGGAGGAGCAAGGUGUUUUUUCAGAAGCCGCGGUGCAGAUUCUGAAAAACCAUAAUGGCCUGUUGAAAAAUUUGAUGCGAGAUCCUGGUAUCUGCUAGUAGUAUGUCUUUUCUAGCUGCCGUUGUUACUGCUUUAAUUUCAUUUUCCAACUAAAAGAUCACUUGCUAGUCAGUUGAAUAUCAGACUAACCAUGACAGGUGUCUAGUUAAUAAUCUUUAUGGUAAUUAGUAUAUGAACAUGAAUUGCUCGAAAUGUGCCUACAUGUUGCCUUGUUGGAAGAAUUUUCAAGGAUUAUGCUCUGAUGUUACGGUUAUUGGACA
This is a messenger RNA of Rhododendron vialii, 1334 nucleotides long. RefSeq lists its product as uncharacterized. NCBI's taxonomy places the organism in Eukaryota, Viridiplantae, Streptophyta, Magnoliopsida, Ericales, Ericaceae. Gene Ontology annotation, molecular function: protein binding. The record is from RefSeq and is a predicted model, not a curated record. The coding region runs from base 108 to 1112 and encodes 334 amino acids. The transcript has a single exon.